ACUGUCUGAGGAUAAAUGAACUUAGAUCAGUUUGAACAUAGCUCUCGUCCUUCAACAACUAAUUGAAGGAUUUUGUGCGAUUAAAAGUCACAUUUAGAAAACAGCGCGUUUAGUGGGUUUUGGAGGUCUAGGAGACAAACAACUCAGUGAAGGGCCUCUCAUGCUGACUGGAAGAGCCUGCAGAUUUCUCAGCUCUUUUGAUGUUGUCAGAUCCUUGGCCUGUCUAUCUACCAGUCCCAGAAACAUGGCCAAGAGCAAGUUUGAAUAUGUUCGCAACUUUGAAACAGAUGACACUUGUCUACGAAACUGCUACAUUGUUGUGAGACUUGAUGGGCGUAACUUUCACAAGUUUGCAGAGCAGCAUAAAUUCACAAAGCCCAAUGAUAACAGAGCACUGGGCCUAAUGGCCAGGAGUGCUCGCUCUGUCAUGGAAGAACUGGAGGACAUCGCCAUCGCUUAUGGUCAGAGCGAUGAGUUCAGCUUUGUUUUCAGAAGGACAUCUACCUGGUUUAAAAGGAGAGCCAGUAAGCUCAUGACUCACGUGGCCUCCCAGUUCUCCUCCUCAUACGUGUUUUACUGGAAGGAGUAUUUUGAGGAGCAGCCCCUUUUGUACCCUCCGAGUUUUGAUGGACGUGUGGUCUUGUAUCCGACAAACCGGAACCUCAGAGACUACCUCAGCUGGAGGCAAGCAGAUUGUCACAUAAAUAAUUUGUACAACACAGUGUUUUGGACAUUAGUGCAGAAAGGAGGACUCACCACUGCCCAGGCAGAAGACCGCUUAAAGGGCACAAUGGCUGCUGACAAAAAUGAGAUCCUGUUCUCUGAGUUUGACAUCAACUACAACAAUGAAUCUGUCCUGCACAGGAAAGGCACCACGCUCAUCUGGGAGAAGCGAGAUGAAACUGUCAUCAAACGUAUGAAGCUACCAAAUGAAGAGGAGAAAGAAGUGCCUGUGACCCGCAGCAGGAGGAGCGUGCAGAGUCACCACUGUGACAUUAUAGGAGAUCAGUUCUGGGAGGAACACACAGACAUCCUGGAGGACGACAACUGAUAACAAGUCCUGUUUUGUCUUAGAAAGUACUGUACCAAGUCGAGACAGACUUACUGAAUUGGACCACGGGCUGAACUGAUAAUGCCGACUGUGUGUCAAACAACAUGCCACCUAUGAAUCUCCGUGUGCUUAAAGCAUUUUCUGAGACUGAAGUCUUUGAUGACUGACUUUGUAGUAUAGCUUUCUCACAUCUGGAACAAAUGCUGACUUUCAUGUUUAAACUUCCGUCACAGUUUACACGCAGACGCUUUGCUGCUAGAACUCCAUGAAGGCGUGUGUCAUGUUCAAAGGAAAGCAGAUGAUUUCAUAACCGUAAAGCAGAGAAUGUUGUGCGGAUGCACAGCAGUUUACACUGAACAAUAUUAGCCUCACAGACAUCUGCAUACCCCUCACUCACCUUCCCUGGUUCAUGCUCUCCUAAAGUUACUUUUCCAAAAAUAUAACCUCAUAUGAGGUUGUGAAUGGCAUUUAGACUACUACGAGUAUUUGAUAUGUCAGUGCGUCCAACAUGAAUGCAUCUGGCUCACAAUUUUGUAAGGAUUUUAAGCCUUCCUUUUUAAUAAGCUUCCUAUGAAUUUUUAAUGCUAUCUAUCAGCAUCUUGUUCAGUAUCACGUUCAAUCUGUAGUAAUAAAAAGGGUGUGUCUGAGGUGAAAAUGAGCAGAGUAAGCCAGAAACCAAUACCUUGGCAGUACGUGUGGCCUUGUCUUGCAGCCAGGAGGCCAUUUAGAGAUGUGAAUGGAUGCAGUGGGCUGCAGUGUCAUCAGUGCUAAUAAUACCUCACACACCCCGCGUACACUCUAUCCCCCUGACAUGUGCUCUGUGGAAUAUUUAUCAUCACACUUAUAAAUGACCCGCUAAGCAUGAAUGGCUGCUGGAGGUUUGAAGUGGCAGGAGCUUACUGUAUUUUGAUACUGUAGUAAGCUCAGUAACUGUUGGGGUAUUAAGGCCUUAUUUUUGGUUUAGUGACCUUGUUCGAAGAAUGUAGCUUGUGUACUGUACUUUAUGUCACCGGGGCUCACCUGUUUGCUUUUGGGAUCAAAUUCUUUUGUCUUCUUUAUUACACACCUUUUUAUAAACAACUAUAAAAUAUCUCUUGUGAUCUUUGAUGUUAACCUACUUGGACUAUCGCCAGAGUCAACACAUACAGUGACUUAACAUAUGUCCCUAUAGUAUUAAAAACCUGAGCAUGCUGGGGCAAGUGGUGCAGUUAUUUAAAGACAAGGUGUU
Cheilinus undulatus (humphead wrasse) is the source of this 2279-nucleotide messenger RNA. RefSeq names its product tRNA-histidine guanylyltransferase 1-like (gene thg1l). The record is from RefSeq and is a predicted model, not a curated record. The transcript is spliced from 7 exons. Lineage: Eukaryota; Metazoa; Chordata; Actinopteri; Labriformes; Labridae. Gene Ontology annotation, molecular function: magnesium ion binding; tRNA guanylyltransferase activity. Bases 161 to 1051 code for a protein of 296 amino acids. Gene Ontology annotation, biological process: tRNA modification.